Molecule: messenger RNA, 5757 nt
Organism: Culicoides brevitarsis
Lineage: Eukaryota; Metazoa; Arthropoda; Insecta; Diptera; Ceratopogonidae
Gene: Gr66a
Exons: 14
Coding region: 40-5757 (1905 amino acids)
Biological process (GO): regulation of transcription by RNA polymerase II; sensory perception of taste
Cellular component (GO): nucleus; membrane
Molecular function (GO): RNA polymerase II cis-regulatory region sequence-specific DNA binding; zinc ion binding; DNA-binding transcription activator activity, RNA polymerase II-specific
Source: RefSeq, a predicted model, not a curated record
UUUCUCGCUCUUCCAAACCAAAAUCUUCACUAAAAAAUAAUGAAUAGCAACAGUUUAAAUUGUCGAAUCUGCUUGGAAAAAGUCAACACUCAAGAUGCUACAAAUAUUUUCACUGCUUACGUGAAUGAACAGCUUUUUUCCUCACUUUUUGAGAUACUUUUCAACAUCGAGGUCCAUCCUGAUGACGAACUUCCUCAAUUAAUCUGCCUCAAAUGCAAAUUAGGCAUGGAACUAGCAAUAAAUUUGAGAAAACAGGCAAUCGAGAGUUACGAAAAGCUUUUGAACAUGCCACGAACUGAAAAUUUCUCAGAACAGAAGGAAAAUUUCGAAAUUAUUGAACAAGAUGACGAAAUGGAAGACGGUGAACUGCUCAAAGACACCCAAGACGAUGAUUUUAGUGAGAACGAAGAGACAGAUGCGGUUGAGUUCCUGCUUCAAAACAUUCCAAAACCUUCGAAAAAGCCAAAAAUUGAUAAUUCUGAGCGGAAAUUCCAAUGCAACGUCUGCGAAAAAAGAUUUAUCAAGAAAACGAAUUUGACGGAUCACUUAAAGCUGCAUGCCGGAGUCAAAAAUUUCAGAUGUACAAUUUGCGAUAAGGCUUUUACGCAAUUUGGGAACUUGACGGCUCACAUGCGAUGUCACACGAAAGAAAAACCGUUCGUUUGUCAUAUUUGUGAGAAGCGAUAUACGCAGUCAUCAGCGCUAAAAACUCACUUGAGAAGUCACACCAACGAUCGAAGUUACGUGUGCGAUAUUUGCGCAAAAGGAUUCACAAAUGCCUCGGAUUUGAGCAAACACAAGAAAAUUCAUUUGACGGAGAAGGAAUAUUUGUGCAAAAAAUGCGAUUUGCAGUUCACACAAAAGAUUCAUGUGAUCCGACACGUAAGGAGAGUGCAUCCUUAUGAAAAUCUCGAUGAUCUUUGGAUGAAAAGAAAAAUUGAUUCUGAAGAAAAAUGCGUCAUCGUCAAACAAGAAUCCGAUCAAAAUCCCAUUUUUGAGCCAAAAUCUGUGAUAAUUGCAAGAAAUGAGACUCUUGAAGUAGAAAAUGAUCCAAAAAUCGAAGUCAAAGUUGAUUUUCAUGAGGACCUAAUUUCAAAUUUUGAUGAAAAAUGUCCCUCAAAGCUUCCAAAAACUCGAAAAUCUCGCAGAAAAUCCAAAAUUGAGGCAGAAAAAAAUAUUUUUCGUUGCUGCAUGUGUCAAAAUCUCGUAUUUUCCGAUGAAAAUUUACUUUUUUCGCACAUUCAAGACAUUCAUGCCUCAGAAAUUGACUCGAAUUCCUCAAAAAAUUAUACUCGACGUCACAAACGCGAAUGUCCUUACUGCAAAAAGCGAUUUCGCUUGAAUAAAUCCCUCGCAGCGCAUUUCACAGACAUAAAUUUCAUCGAACCGCCUCGUGAUCGUUCCUGCGAAUACGAAAAUGGCAAGUACAAGUACAAAUCGAAGGGCGGCAAAGGCGAAAAAGUCAUUUGCACGGAAUGUGGCUUGGUUCUCGCCAACAAACAACAGAUGAAAAUGCACGAAUUACGACUUCAUGCCAAAGAACAUCCCUUCCCGUGUCUCCAUCCGGGCUGCGGAAAGAAAUUUGCUGCGAAACGAAUUUUAAAAUUUCACGAGGCGACGCAUGGCGAUCGAAAACACAUUUGUGACGUCUGUGGCAAGGGAUUUCUCAAUGAAAGGUUCUUGGAAACGCAUUCUUACGUGCAUAAAAAUGUCAAAAAAUUCCAAUGCGCGCACUGCCCGCGAACAUUUACGUACAAAAUCAUCCUCAAAGGACACGUUGAAUCGCAUUUCGCGGAGAAAAUCUUCCGAUGUGAUCAAUGCGAGAAAAGUUACAAAUGGAAAAAUGACCUCACAGCUCACGUCAAAGGCGCUCAUCAAGGCAAUUAUCCCUACAAAUGCAAAUUUUGUGAUAAAGGAUACUUUUGUAGUUCAAGUCGAAAAUAUCAUCAAGAUCGAUAUUUGGGACAUUCUUUUGCGGAACACACUUGCCCGUCAUUUUACAAAUUUCUCUUGAACCCAAUUUUGCAAAAACAUCCCGUGCGACAUUCCAUUUUGCAAUUUGAUGACUUUGCACAACUUUCCGUGCAUUUACUGCCACAAGUUGUGAACUCUUCAUUUUCGCCCGUGCAAGUUGAAACAUUUGUCUUAGGAACGCAUUUCCCCCUGAAAAUGGCGAAUGUUCGAACAACUCCUGUUACGAAAACGCCAAAAGAAAAUGUUUACACGAUUUUUCAAAUCCCGUUUUUGUUGAGCGCCGUCACGGGAGUCGUUCCUUUCUCAAUUCCCGCUUACAUGAAGGAAAAAUUGUUCAAAAAAGCGAUGAUAAGUAACAUUUGGUGCGGAUUUUGGUGCGCAUUUCUGGCUGUUAAUUAUCAUUUUGCGACAGUUCAGAGCAUGACGCAGGAAGAAGUCACGAAAACAAGCAAUUUAACGACCGCAAUCGGACUUUUCAUCAUCUAUAUGGAGCCCGCGAUGAUGUGCGUUGACGUCUUGGCAGCAAUAAUUAAUCAGAAUAAUUUCAUUUCGGUCUUUGAACGUUUGAAAGUCGUCGAUGAGAAAUUGGCGAAGGAAAAUAUCGACUUGCCGUACACAAAAAUCGUAAAAUUGGGCAAAAUUUUAUCUGGAGUCGUAUUUUUUGCGGAAAUUACCAUCACGACAAUGAAUUUUUUCAUGUUUACGAACGACAUUAAUUGGAUGUCGAUUUAUUUUUAUUUCACGGGGAUCCCGAUGAUUUUGAGCUCGUUGGCGAAAAUUUGGUUCAUUUGUUUGAUUGUCGUUGUGAGACAACGAUUUAAGGCGAUUAAUCGUUAUUUGAAUGAAACUUCGAAGGUUUUUGGAGCGCAAAAGAAAAAAUAUGAACAAGAUGUUGGGGAAAUGUUGCCGGAGGAUACGACGAAUUAUUUGGAGAAAGAUAUGCUUUUUGUACGAACUAAAAAUUCUGUGGCGCAAAAAUUUGAUUCUCGAAUUGUGAGAGUUUCGCCUUUUGAUCGUAUCAAAGAACCAAACCCUUUCCUCAUAUCCGGCAACGUCGUCAAAGACGCAAAUCUCUCUCCCGAAAAAGAAUUCAUCGUUGGCGACAAAAUGGACCAAAAACUCACCUCGCUGUGCAAACUUCACGACGAAAUCUGCGAAAUUGCCCGUGUCAUCAACCAAAUGUUCAGUUUCCAGAUGCUCCUGAUGAUGGCUUACGGUUUCAUGAGCAUCACGGCGCAAUUCUACUUCUUGUACUGCGGCUUAAUGGACCAACCAAUCCCGAGUCAAUUCCGUUCGGCGCAAAAUAUCCAAAUUUCCCUCGCCUCAAUCUUCUACACGGGCUGCAAAUGCAUCGCGAUUACUUUUGUUUGUUGGAAAACGAAAUACGAUGCGCGCAAAACGGGCGUUUAUUUGCACAAACUCGCUCACACCGUCGACGAAGUCCAUUUUUACAACGUCGUGAACCAUUUGUCGCUGAAACUGCUGAAUCAUCAACUCAAUUUUACGGCUUGCGGAUUUUUUGACCUUGAUAUGACGACAAUUUAUGCUAUUGCGGGCGCUAUUACGAGUUAUUUGAUCAUUUUGGUGCAAUUUAACUUGGCAGCUGUGCGAACAAAGCCCAAUAAUGGAACUUUGGUGACCAAUAUGUCGAAAAUUUUGAAUGUCACGGAGAUGCCUUCGACAAUGUCUCAAGAAAUUAAUUUAAUUGUAUCAGUUGUGAGCGAAAACCUUCUUGAGUCUGAAAUUUGCACGCAAAACGACUUAAAACUACUAAAAUUGAGUCAAGCAGACAAAAUUUCACCAAAAAAUGGAAUAAAUUUAUCAAGUCACUGUGAAAAUUGUUCAAAAUCAAUCAUUUUAAACAUUUAUUUCAAUGGAAAGCGAAAAUUUCAAAGCAAAUCCGAUGAAAUUAAAGAAGAUGACACAAAUUCAGAACAAGAAUGGGAAGAACCGCACAUCGUGAUCAAAGAAGAACCUUUUCUCGGAACAGAAACAAAAGCUGAAAGUCACGUAAUUUAUCCCGGAAUCGCUUAUCAACUCCCAGCAGACCUUCCAUUGCCUCCUUUGGACAACAUCAAGGCGCCAUUCUUCGCGGAAAUGACAAAUUCUGACGGAAGCAAGUUUUACAUCGAACAAAAAGACAAAAAAUCUGAAAUUUUUGUCACGAAUUACGAUCCCCGAGUGACUUUUUGUGACAUUUGCAGCUUUGAAGUAUCAAAAAUCGAACAAAUCCCGCAACAUCGUCAAGGGCAUUUUUUUACAAAAACCGAAAAUGGCAUUUGUCGAGGCUGUGGAUACAAAUUUGGAGUCGAGGAACAGUCGAAUCACACAUUUUUCUGCAGCAAAAAAGAUGAAAUUCAAGAAUUUAUUUGCACCGAAUGUGAUUUUGAGGCGAAAGACUGUCGAAAAUUACGAGCGCAUGUUCAACGAGUACAUCGUCAAUCCGAGGAAAAUGAAUUUUUGGAGGAAAUUCAACCUGUAACGAAGAAAAAAGUUAAAAAAGUUGGAGGAAAGGAUGCGGCAAUUGAUGAAUAUUUGUCGUAUUUGAGCUUACCUGAGAAUUGUGUGCUGCCAAAUUUGUAUAAAUUGAGUGCUCAGCAUAGUCGGAUGCAUCCACAGCCCGAUGGAACGAGCAUUUAUGUUGGAAAAGGCACGAAUCAUCUUCAGGUAAUGAAUUUCGAUCCUCGUCGCGAAAAAUGUGAACUUUGCGGCAAAUCUCAGCUGAAAAACAAGCCAGAUUUGAUCGCCCAUCGUUUCAAGGAGCAUUUCUUCCCUUCAUUUGCCGGUAACGAGUGUCAAGGAUGUCACAAAGAAUUCCAAACUGCCGAAUCUAAAAUCGCCCAUAGUCAUUUUUGCAUCAAAAAAUCCCAAAUUCCCGUGAAUUUCUGUCGAAAAUGCAACGAACAAUUCCCGACGUACCCAAAAUACGUUUCGCACAUCAAAAAAAUCCACAAUGGCGACGGAAUCGAGCAAAAGUACAUGUGUCAUCUGUGUUCAUCGACUUUCGAACGACCCACGCAACUCGAAUUGCACGUGAUAAAACACAAAGACCCAAAACCCUUCAAAUGCGCUCAUUGCGAAGCCGAGUACAAAGGAAGACACGGACUCGAAACGCAUUUAAUUCGGAUUCAUUUUCCGCAUGAAGCGAAAUUUACGUGCAAUGUGUGUCAACCUGCCGCUCUUUUCGGCUCGAACGAACAGUAUAAGACGCAUUUGAAUAUUGUGCAUUUUAUGAAUUCGAAGGAGAAACAAGAAUGUCCGCAUUGCAAAAAAAUGAUACGAAAACUCGGAUUGGCGCAUCACAUAAGGCAACAACACACAAAUUCGGGCCCCAAGGAGAAAUUCGAGUGCCCGAGUUGCAAUAAAAUAUUUUUCAAUAAAAAAGGACUCGAUAUUCAUUCGGUGAUUCAUCUGCCGGAGGAUCAGAGACAAUUUCGAUGUCGGUUUUGUGGAAGGAGUUUUAAUUUCAAACAACAUUUGGUUGCUCAUGAACGAAGUCAUACGGGAGAAAAACCGUUUAAAUGUGAAACUUGCGGAAAGGCUUUUGCGAGAAAACAGGCGUUGACAGAUCAUCAGAGAGAACAUACAGGACAAGGGUAUGUUUGUUCGGUUUGUAGUCGCGUUUUCACGGAUCGAGGGAAUUAUCGACAUCAUAUGAAGCAACACGAGAGUCAAAUGGGUGUCAAAUUAACAUUUAAUCACGAAGAAAGAAGAUUAAUGAGACUAAAAGUACUCACAGCAGAACAAGCACUGAAAGGAGGUUUAAACGACGAUUUUUCAUAG